CUGUCGGACGAAUUGAUUAAUCGGUUAACGACCAGUCCGGUCGAGUUGGCCCAAUAUAUUAAAAUGACUCACGAGCGGUACAAAAUUCAAACUCCUCCGGCAGCGGUUGGACAGAAGCGUGGCCGCGGUUGGUCCGAUUCCAGUCCGGCCGAUGUCGAUGAAAAUCGUUUAAAGCAGCCUAAAAUAUCUAGCUACUUCAGUGGCGGAGGAUCCGCUAUAAGUCCAGAUAACAAGCUAAAACAACGCAACAUCGAGUUCUAUUUUGGUCGAGCGAAUGGAAGCAACAAGUCAGCAGUCCAAAAUGGGUUUCAUGUAGAGAAAAAGAAACACGAAACUGAUCACGAGGCCGAUGAUACGGAUUCAUUGAUCAGCACUGAAUCGCGGCACAGGUCGCGAAGAAGUCAUACGCCGCGAAUCUCCGCAAGGCGUCCAUCAACGACCAGUAUUGGUUCAUCAUCUCGAAUGUCUCGUCGCGCGAGUUCUGUUAUAUCAGUGCUGAGCGACUCUAGUACUGGUUCACCUGCUGCGCGAAGCAAUCGCGACGGUACAGAAACACCCGUAUCAACCGGGGAAAGCAAAAAACGUAAGUCGGUCAACAAGAACCCGAAAGCGAAUAAAGCUGGCGAAUACGCGGUGGAACAGAUAAUUGACAUUCAGGAGAUAUCGAAUGCUCCUUAUUUUGAAAUUAAAUGGCGCGGAUACAGUGUAAAAAGCAACACCUGGGAGCCGCUGAAUAACAUUCGAACAUGCGACUUCAUUCACGAGUUUAUCCAGUAUCAAAUAGAAGCACACCAGGAUACAAUUGACGAAAUUUUGCAGGAGUUUCGUAAAACAGAUGGGUAUCAGGAGAAACUGGAAGCUCAGGAAGCUAAAUCCCCUGCGGAAAUUUUUAAAGAAUAUGAGACGUUUGAUCCUUUAGCCUUCGACAGUGAUCUUGUUCUAUACGCAAAGAUAGUAUUGAGUGGUUCAAAAAAUAAACGUGUCUACGACCGGCUUUUUGCCAAUAUCUGGCAAGAAAUGUCCUAUCGAAAGCGUCAUCAGCAAUUGAUUAAAAUGAAAAACUUUGAAAAUAUGAUUAACGAGUUUGAGCCGAGCAGUAAGAUUGUGGUUGAAAAUUUUGAAGACUUUGACGCACCGGCAGAAAAUUUCAAGUACAUCAAGGAAAAUCUUGCUGGAGAAGGGGUUGUAAUUCCGGAUGAUCCACCAUACGGAUGUGAAUGUGAGCAGUGUAAUUACCGUAGUGAAUGUUGCGGUAAAAUGGCUGGCUCUCGACUUGCAUACAAUUAUAAGAAACGUUUGAAUGUAGCCCCGGGAACACCGAUUUAUGAAUGUAACAAACGAUGCCGUUGCAGCACCGAUUGUGCCAACCGUGUUAUGCAAAAUGGACGCAAGUUUAACGUUUCUCUCUUCAAGACAUCCAACGGUCGCGGCUGGGGAGUCAAAACUAACCAAACCAUAUACGAAGGCUGGUACAUCACCGAAUACGUCGGAGAAGUCAUUACUUAUGAGGAAGCAGAGAAGCGUGGACGACAAUAUGACGCCGUAGGCCGUACCUACUUAUUUGAUCUUGAUUUCAACGGCAGUGACAAUCCUUAUACGAUCGAUGCAGCUUCCUAUGGCAAUAUUGCACGCUUCAUCAACCACUCCUGCGAUCCGAACUGUGGAAUAUGGUCUGUUUGGGUUAACUGCCUGGAUCCAAAUUUGCCCAGAUUGGCCUUCUUCGCGAAACGAAAAAUCGAAGCCGGCGAGGAAUUGACGAUCAACUAUCAGACCCAAAUCAACGAAAGCCGUGGGAAGGACGUUAGCCAAGGGGAAGAGCAGCUGACGGGCGAUGGUGGACCCGGCAGGGGUAAACCGGAUCCGGAAAAUUUAACCGAAUGCCGAUGCGGGGCAGACAAUUGUAUGAAGUAUGUGUUCUGAGAUUGCUUUCUGAGACGGGAAUAAUUGUUUUAAUUUUCCACACGAUUUGCCUUGCACAAGUUAGGUAAUUUCAAUAGCAUGUAAGGUAUGAAAAUUAUUGUAUUUUUACAAUUUUGAACACGUUUAAUUACGCUCGAAAAUAUAGACAGUUUAUGCUGCCAUCGGAAAUGUUAUUGAUCGAUGAGAAACUCUUCCGAAUGUUGGAAUAUGUUCAUUUUAUAAAAAUCAUAAAACUAUACUUUCUGAAUAUUGUAGAUCAGCGGUUUCAAAUCUUUUUUUAUCCGCUAUUACCGUUCGUCGGUAACUUCAUGUUUGUGUGGAAAUGUAGGGCCUAAUUAUGUAUAGAUAGUUUAAAAAUGGAUUGCAUGUGUUGGUGAAUACGGUCGACUGUACGAUCUAAACGGCAAAGCGUUUUCCGUUGAGCGACACUAACUGGCUCAGCCGAAAUCCAGCAAAUCAACGAAAGUGGAGGGGAAUUGUCCAUCACGAAUCCUUAUUCAGCACAGUGAACAGUUGGAACGAGAUGGCGGAAGACGUUAUGUAGUUAUGAGCUUUCGACGUCACCCAUCAUAUACCAGUAACUCGGCGUACGUAAUUUGUCCUCAUUGUACGCCAUUCGGCGGAUGACCAGUUGUGGAGAUCAGCCUGCAGUCUAUCGUGCCCAAUCACGACAGGCGCCCUCGUACCCACCGGUCGAUAGAAACAACA
Messenger RNA from Sabethes cyaneus, 2628 nucleotides. It is a transcript of the gene Su(var)3-9, whose product is annotated as histone-lysine N-methyltransferase SUV39H1-A. Gene Ontology annotation, cellular component: nucleus. Lineage: Eukaryota; Metazoa; Arthropoda; Insecta; Diptera; Culicidae. The transcript has a single exon. Bases 64 to 1920 code for a protein of 618 amino acids. Gene Ontology annotation, molecular function: histone H3K9 methyltransferase activity; protein binding; zinc ion binding. The record is from RefSeq and is a predicted model, not a curated record.